UACCUGAAUGAGUGUAUUUUAUUUUCGUAGCAUUACUGGAAGCCAGUGCUUUUCAGGAUUAAACUGGCUACCUGCUAAAACAACACAAACCCACAUCCAAGGCAUUAGAGACAUUUUUAUUUGAUAGAUCUCACUGGGUCCUUCUUCUUUUUGCUCAGAACAUAAUGUUUACUAUAGUGAAGCGUAAUCAUCAAUUUGGAUUCUAUCUUAUACCUGAAGCAUGCAUUGCGAUUGCCAAAGUUAGUCCUAUGCUCCUAGCUAAUAUGAUGUUUUUGAAUAAAACGGCAUGCAAUGCAUGCCAAUGGUGUUUGAUUGUGUUUGUGUCCGAAUUGUGAGCUGGCUUCUACGUGAUUGAAAGAUUGAGCAGAAAAUGGGGGCCAUGUGUUCCUGAAUCCGGAUGCAAUUUUUCUAUAUUUUGUUUCCUUAAAUUUUCUCCGGUCCAGCCAAUAGGCUCUCUUACCAUGCACCUUUAAGUACUUGAUGUCUUCUUCAUUUGCUGUGUUCAGUUUCCCAUACUUAUAGAACUGUGUAUUUGCACCAGGCCGGCUUCUAAAUUCUGCAUUGUUUGUUUAUUUGUCGAUGAUGUUAGAUUGUGACCGAUAAAAAUAAGCAACGCUGGAUGUGGUUUAUUCCCCUAGAAAACCAUGCUCUCCAGCACAACGUUAAGAUAGAAAAGCGGGCGCGGCAAAACGCGCUCGGUCCUUCUAGUCCACAACUAAUGACAAAGCCUUGUCCAGUUGUUCCAGUUGUACAAAGCCUUCUUGUUGGCGUGCCGUUUUAAAUCUCGCAAAAGAUCUGGGCUGUUUUUCGGUGCUGUGGCAAAAGGCCCAAAGCCCUCCCCGAUCUCCCGUCCCCUCUCAUCGUCUUCGUGGUGCCCAGCCGGAAGAUGCCUGACCUCGCCGCUCGCCUGGGAGGCGGAACGGAAUCUCCUUCCGCUGGGCUCUUCCGAUGCUCAGGGAAGGAUGGCCCUGCUUUUGCCGGGGAGCAAACCAUGCUCUGCUCAGGGCAGGUGUCAGGAUGGGGGGAAAUUACUGGGGUCUUCAUAGUAGGUUCGUUGUCGCCUCUUUUUACCGUACCAUCGACUUCAGUAGGUUUUUUUCCCGGGUUAGAUAAGAUCGAUUAGUUAUUAGGUUGAUUAGUUGUCUCGGCUGCUUUAAAAAUGGGCAACUUGCAUACACAUGGGCGCCAUUACAUACUACAGAGGGGUUGGGAUGGAAAGUGUCAUGGCUACAUUUAUCUACGAUCGUUGAGUGUGAUAUCUCAUCUGACUCGAUUUUCUUUUGUUUUCUCAGUUAUCAUCGUCACUAUUGUGACUUAUGAGUGGGUAAAUACAGAUCAUCAAGGCAACAUAUAAGACAACCUUCUUUGGACAUGCCUGAAUAUUAUUAUGUUUUGCCAUGCCCGUUUUUCUUGUCAUGCCUGAAUAUUGCUGGUCAACUACAUUUUUUUGUCUAGCGCGUUACGGAGCGGAGUUGCUGGUCUGCUGCCCUCGUGGGAAGAUUCCAGGUCCAUCAAUUAACAAAGUCCUGAAUACUUUAUAAACUGUACAACUUGCAUACGUGAUAAGCCAAGACUAAACUAAUAACAUGGACGGCAUGUCCGGCGUGUUCUCAUGGAAUCUCAAGGAGGUAGGUAACCAGAUCACAUCGCCAGCUAAUUAGCAUAAUAAAGAUAUUAGACCUGUAAGCAGGUCCUGAUGAAUACUCGGUGCCACUAAGCAGCUUAGCAGUUGGCAUUCAGUACCAAUAAAGCAUCCCUUGCAAGUUAGUGGCCAUAUCAGAACAGGGUGGCCAUAUCACAAUACUAUUAUUUUGCGCAAGGUGCCCCCGAACUGUUGAUGAGAUGCAAGAACAUGUUGCUUCAGUAGGGACUGCUAUUUGACUUCCAACCAUUCCUCAGGAUCUGCAUCCAUUGGUUUCCAACGCUGUGUAACACUCGGCUUCUGUAUCCGUUCUCCUUCGUAACUGCUAGGCUUUUGUGGUCGGUGUGCUUAUUUUCUCUGCUUGUUAGCCUCUGUACCAAAGAGAUCCUACUGGGAUGUAAGAAUUUGUAUGAACAUAUCCCACUCUCCUGCAGCACUCUAAUCAACCUACCCGCAUUAAGUAGGUCUUGUUUUAUUGAUGACUGGAUGAUAAUGCUCCGCUAUCUCUUCUACACAUCGGUCUAUUCAACCAGUUACAUUUCACUCUCCUGGGCACGGUCCAUCAAGAUCUAAAGUGGCGAUGUGCUGAUCACUGGAGCAGCCUGCAUGUUUCCCACACUUCCAGAGGAGUCGCUUUGUAUUUCUCGUGGAUCAACCUCAUCAAGUUUGUUGAAUGGCAGCCAUACUGGAUUCUCUUGUUGGGUCAUGUGCCAAAAAAAUGCAAGAAAUGAUUACAGAAGAGGCAGUUUUGAUUCUAGGGGUAGAGGAAGACCUCAAAGAACUGCAGCGAACAAUGACCCAGAUACAAUGCUUUCUUAAUGAUGCUGAGAAAAGGAGGAUAAAAGAAUCAGCAGUUAACAAUUGGCUUGGUGAGCUGAGAGAUGCUAUGUAUUAUGCUGAUGAUAUUAUCGACAUCGCAAGAUCUGAAGGGAGAAUGCUACUAGCAGGAUGUCCUUCAUCAUCGAGAGAGUCAACUAAAUGUGGUGGCAUUUCAUUUUUCACUUGCAUUCCAAAUGUUCCGAAGCGUCACAAGAUUGCUGUUAAAAUCAGAGACUUCAAUGCUGAACUUGAGAAGAUCUCAAAGUUGGGUGAAAGAUUUUUAGGGCUUCAGAGUAUGCAGCCUAAAGCAGAAGUUACGAAUGUGAAGAGAACUACCAACCUUGUGGAGCCUAAUCUUGUGGGAAAGGAAACAUUACAUGCUUGCAAAAGAUUGGUUAAAAAUGUGCUUGGAAAUAAGGAAAAGAAGGCGUACAAGGUUGGUAUUGUUGGAACAGGUGGGAUAGGGAAGACAACACUAGCUCAAAAAAUAUAUAAUGACAAAAAGCUAGAAGGGGCCUUUAGCAAGAAAGCUUGGAUAUGUGUUUCUCAGGAGUACUCUGAAGUCGCUCUUUUGAAAGAAAUUCUUCGAAAUUUUGCGGUACACCAUGAGCAAGAUGAAACUGAGGGAGAGCUCAGCAGCAAGCUUGCAGCCGCGGUUACAGAUAAAAGUUUCUUCCUUGUGCUAGAUGAUGUUUGGCAGCCUGAGGUGUGGACCAAUCUGCUGAGAAUCCCAUUACAUGCUGCUGCAACUGGAGUAAUUCUAGUUACCACUCGGCAUGAUACAGUUGCACAUGCAAUUGGGAUGGAAUAUGUGCAUCGAGUUGAUCUGAUGUCAGCAGAUGUAGGAUGGGAGCUGCUUUGGAAGAGUAUGAACCUCAAUGAAGAAAAAGAUGUGGAAAAACUUCGGGAUAUGGGUUUCGAUAUUGUUCGCAAAUGUGGUGGACUUCCGCUUGCAAUCAAGGUUACGGCCAGGGUUCUAGCAACUAAAGAGAAAACAGAGAAUGGGUGGAGAAAAUUUAUUGAUGGAAGUGCUUGGUCUGUGGACAAUCUUCCUACUGAGCUUAGAGGUGCUUUGUAUUUGAGUUACGAUGACCUACCAAGUCAUCUGAAGCAGUGUUUUCUUUAUUGUGCUCUUCACCCUGAAGAUGCGUUGCUGUACCGUGAUUAUCUUGUGAUGGAUUGGGUUGCUGAAGGCUUUAUAGAGCAGCAGCAAGACCAACUUCUGGAAGACACAGCAGAAGAGUACUACUAUGAACUAAUUAAUCGGAAUCUCCUCCAACCAAAUGGUACAUAUGUAGACCAUGUGGUAUGCAAAAUGCACGACCUCUUAAGGCAGCUUGCUUGUUACUUGUCAAGGGAAGAAUGUUUCAUCGGAGACCCUAAAUCUUUAGGGGUUAUCAAUAUAUCAAGACUGCGACGCCUUACCGCUGUCACUAAGGCGGAUAGUGCAGUGUUACCUAGCAUGGAUAAGGGGGAAUUUAAAUUGAGGACCUUCAACACUGAUCAGAAGCCAUGGAGUGUCGAUGAAACAUUUUUCAAGAGAUUUCCCUAUAUUCGAAUUUUGAAUCUGAGUGACUCACUUGUACACAGCAUCCCAUAUUAUAUAAGAAAAUUGAUCCAUCUACGUCUACUUGAUCUUGAUGGCACUCUCAUAUCUUGUCUUCCGGAGUCCAUCGGUUCCCUCAUAAAUCUUCAGGUAUUGAGCCUGCAAAGGUGCAAAGCUCUGCAUAGCCUUCCUCUAGCAAUCAUUCAAUUGUGCAAUUUAAGGCGCCUUGGUCUGGAAAAUACACCCAUAAAUCAGGUUCCAAAAGGUAUAGGCAGAUUAGAAUUCCUCAACGAUUUGGAAGGAUUUCCUCUUGGUGGUGGAGGUGAUAAUGGUAAAAUACAAGAUGGAUGGAAGUUGGAAGAGUUGGCACAUCUCUCACAGCUAAGGCGGCUUGACAUGAUUAAAUUGGAAAGGGCUACUCCUUACAGUACAGAUUCAUUGCUGACAGAGAAAAAACAUCUCAAAGUUUUGCUUCUUAUCUGCACCGAACCUACAGAUGAACCAUAUUCAGAGGAAGAUGUUAGCAACAUUGAGAAGGUCUUUGAGCAGCUAAUCCCUCCACAGAACCUGGAAGAUCUAGUUAUCAAUAGUUUCUUUGGUCGGAUGUAUCCCACAUGGCUUGGUACCACCCACCUAGCUUCAGUUAUAUACUUGAAACUCAUAGAUUGCAAUUCAUGUGUGCAUCUUCCACCAAUCGGGGAGCUGCCCAACCUGAGAUAUCUGAAAAUUGAUGGAGCAGCAGCAGUUACCAAGAUUGGGCCCGAAUUCGUGGGCUGCAGGGGGGAUAAUCGCAGAUCCACGGAUGCGGUUGUUGCUUUCCCCAAGCUCGAAACGUUGAUCAUCAGGGAUAUGCCCAAUUGGGAGGAGUGGUCAUUUGUUGAAGAGGGAGAUGCAGAAGCAGCGGAAGGGGGAGAGGAUGGAUCUGCUGAGAUACAAAAGGGGGAAGCCCCAUCUCCAGGGAUGAAGCUGCUGCCACACUUGAAGGAGUUGGAACUUGGGGGCUGCCCUAAGCUGGGAUCUCUCCCACGACAGCUAGGACAGGAGGCCACCAACUUGAAAGAGCUCAAUAUAAGAGGAGCAAGCUCCUUGAAGGUGGUGGAGGAUCUCCCGUUCCUCUCCGAGACGCUUCUAAUCGACGGAUGCGGCGGGCUGGAGAGGGUGUCGAACCUUCCUCAAGUGGAGGAGCUGCGUGUAAAUGAUUGCGCAGGCUUGAGGCGGGUUGAGGGGUUAGGUAAUUUGCAACAGCUGUGGCUGGACGAGGAUAUGAAAGAGCUAUCCUCGCUGUGGAUACCUGGGCUUCAACAGCAGCGCAAACAACUUCAUGGUGAAGACCUGGAUGUCUACGACUGGAAGUGAUGCCCCACUGCAUAUGGAUUGAGAAGGAAUAUGGUAGUUAACUGCAAGGGCUUGGAAGUUGCAACCUGGUGAUUGAUCUAUGGGCACACAAAUACUAUCAGAUUUAUCUUGUGUCAGAAAAAAGGAGGAAGGAGAAAAUCCAAAAAAAAAAACGGAAAAGAAAAAUCCAA
Lolium perenne is the source of this 5533-nucleotide messenger RNA. The record is from RefSeq and is a predicted model, not a curated record. Lineage: Eukaryota; Viridiplantae; Streptophyta; Magnoliopsida; Poales; Poaceae.